CAAAGCGAAGCCAUAAAAUCUGCAAAACCUAAACCCCAAAGCCUCCCUUCAAGUGAACCACAAGAGAGCCAAACCGCAAAAACAGUCAUUGCUCAUUUAGAUCGCCCCCCCUCUCUCUCGCUCUCUACCCCGGUAAUCUUGUCUCGUAUCGAUUUCCAUUAUCUACACGGACCAGUAAUAGGGCUUUAGUCUUGUAUAUGUCACAUUAGUCGGGAAUGCAAGUAUUCUCUUCUUAUUCUUUAUUUUGAUCUGACUUGUUAAUUCAAUCUCUAACUUCCACUUUUGGGCGUUUAUUACGUUUUCUCUUCUACUUGUUACCUUUGUAUCCAAGGGCUUUUCAGGGUAGUGCCUAGAAUCAAGGUUAUAAGAGUUGGUUGUCGUUAUGUUUGAUAAAAGUUCUCAGUGAAAAGUAUUCAUACAGUAGUUCACUUCAAACUAUUAAUGUUUCUGGGUUUUUAUGUUGGCAAAUGGAUAUUGGAGAUUUUAUGAUAUUAAUGCGUGGGGUAUUGAGUUCGUUUUAUGGGUAUGUUUGAUAUUAAGGAAGAAGUCAGAACAUGCUUUCUCUGCGUCCUAUUCGCAGAUUCUGCCGCUCUGCUGCUGCCGCCAUUGCAUCAACUGAUAGUCGUGCUGCUGUAUCUAAUCACGUUUUGAAUCCGAAACGUUUGGAGGAACCUGCCCUUAUCAAGCUAAAAGCAGAGCGUGACCCCGAAAAGCUAUUUAACCUUUUCAAGGCCAAUGCUCAGAAUAGGCUUGUCAUUGAGAACCGAUUUGCAUUUGAAGACACUGUUUCUCGUUUAGCUGGUGCUCGACGGUUUGAUUACAUUGUGCAUUUGCUUGAGCACCAAAAGACUCUUCCACAAGGCAGGCGUGAAGGCUUCAUUGUGAGGAUUAUAAUGUUGUAUGGUAAGGCAGGGAUGACUAAGCAUGCUAUAAAUACCUUUUACGAUAUGCAUUUAUAUGGAUGUAGAAGGACAGCUAAAUCUUUCAAUGCUGCCCUUAAGGUUUUGACACGGACCCGUGAUUUAGGAGCAAUUGAGGCAUUUCUUAAUGAGGUUCCUGAGAAGUUCGACAUUAUAUUGGAUAUUUUUUCAGUUAACAUUAUUAUUAAGGCUUUUUGUGAAAUGGGUAUUUUGGAUAAAGCAUAUUUGGUCAUGGUACAGAUGGAAAAGUUGGGGAUAACACCUGAUGUGAUUACAUACACAACACUUAUAUCAGCAUUUUAUAACAAUAAUCGAUGUGAAAUUGGUAAUGGCUUGUGGAAUCGUAUGGUGCGCAGGGGGUGCUUACCCAACCUUGCAACAUUUAAUGUUAGGAUUCAAUUUCUAGUUAAGAGAAGACAAUCUUGGCAAGCUAAUGAUGUGAUGUGUUUGAUGCAGAGAAUUGGGAUUGCACCAGAUGAGGUUACUUAUAAUUUGGUCAUCAAAGGGUUCUGUCAGGCUGGGUAUCUUGAGAUGGGCAAAAGGGUGUACUCUGCUUUGCAUGGGAAGGGGUAUAAACCCAAUGUUAAAAUUUAUCAAACCAUGGUUCAUUAUCUGUGUAAGGGUGGGGACUUUGAUUUGGCAUAUACCAUGUGUAAAGACUGCUUGAAAAGGAGUUGGUUUUUGAACGUCGAUACCAUUUAUGCACUGCUUGAGGGGCUAAAAAGGAACAGACACCUUGGCAAGGCUAAGAUGAUUGUGACAUUAGCUCAAAGAAGAGUGCCUCCUUUUUCUUCAAAUCAAUUGAGUUCUUUCCACUCCAUAUUGUCUAGAAGUUGAUUCAGUUGAUGGAAAGACUUGGAUGAGUUUGAUUAUUGUAAUCUACCGCUUAACAAGACUUCUGAUUCUUUUCAAUUGAUUUUUGGUAGAUUGCAAAACUAAAUGGACAUCAAGUCUUACUGGUUAUAUCAGAUAAAUGGCACUUCCAUUUCUUCAAUUAUUCUAUUUUACAAACUCAAUAAAGUUAUGGUGACAAAGUUCUAAUGGAUGGUGCUGUGGUUCGUCAUUAUUUAUGAAGAGCUUGAUGGCAACAGAAGGAAGUCAAUAAUCUCGUUGCUACAUUUUGCUUAAAUGCCAAUAUUGAAGGACAGAAGUCACAAAAGAACAUUGUUACGGCCAGAAAGUUAAGCUCAUUGCAGAAACGAGUCUGGAAUAAAGGGUACAAUUGCUGAAUCAAUGGUAGGGGCAACAGACUGGAAUUCCAUUAGUUGAACUGUUGGGCAAAACCUUAAACUGAAACUCCUGGUCCUUGUCUUAUUAGUGUGACAACUUGAUAUUGAACGAGUCUGACCUUAACAGAGUAACUUGUUGGCUAGUUGGAUGUGCAUGAAGUGGGAUACUUGUUGGAUGGAUUUUAGGCUUCUGAUCCUUGCAUAGCCACAACAUUGUUUAGGCACAUUAAUGCUUUUCAGGUGCCUGAACAGGGAUUUUGUUCCAAAUUGGGAUGAAUUUAGGGUGAUUGUUAUUGCAUUUUUUUGCUUUGGCUGGUAAAAGUGUAAUGUGCAAAGCUGAAAUGAUAUUGGCCUGCUAGAAUACAAAGCUCAUUUUCUAUAUGUGGCGUGAUUUUAGUUGAUGAAAUGGAGGAAGUUUAAUUCUUUUUGCA
Molecule: messenger RNA, 2580 nt
Organism: Hevea brasiliensis (rubber tree)
Lineage: Eukaryota; Viridiplantae; Streptophyta; Magnoliopsida; Malpighiales; Euphorbiaceae
Product: pentatricopeptide repeat-containing protein At1g80150, mitochondrial
Exons: 3
Coding region: 555-1757 (400 amino acids)
Molecular function (GO): protein binding
Source: RefSeq, a predicted model, not a curated record